Messenger RNA from Acanthoscelides obtectus, 1136 nucleotides. Lineage: Eukaryota; Metazoa; Arthropoda; Insecta; Coleoptera; Chrysomelidae. The record is from the annotation of a GenBank genome assembly.
CCUAUUUUGAAACUAACAAUCAAGUUACAAAAUGCUAAAAUAUCCCUGUCAGUCAUAUUUCACCGUCAUUGAAAUUCAAAAAAUGUUAUCAUCCUCAUAAUCAUACGACCCCAUUUUUUAAACUUAAGUGCAUUUCUUAAAGUUCUGGUAAUACACAAGACAUGCCGCGAAAACAACUUGGUUUGGGUUAAUUAUAGGAAAUAAAAGUACCAUAAUUGCGUAUAUGUUCUAAUAUACAAAGAUAACCAAAGAUUUACUCGUCAGUGUUUAUUUAAGACAAGUGAAAGGCUCACGAUGAAGAUUGAUACUGUUUGAGACACAGAAACGAACGAGAUGCAGUCCCGGUCCGGGAAAGUACUUACUACCCCCCGUAGUGGGGUACAGGGACCAUGACGCGUCAAGGUACAGGAACCCCCAAUAUUCCAUUGGGAUGAAACUACCUUUUGGAAGAAAAGAUUUCGGGCCAGGUCCAAGAUACGAUAUUCAGUGGAUGACACGUUAUGGCAAAGCAAGCCCUCCAGCGUAUUCUAUGAAAUCUAGACCAAGACCUUUCACUUUGUUCCAGGUUCCUGGACCAGGAACCUACAAGCCAGAACAGGCUCCCAGGAUGAAAGAACAGAGACCUCCAGCGUACUCAAUGUCUUACAGAUACCCGCCUUUCAAAAAGUUCCUUACACCAGGUCCAGACAAAUAUGAAGUACCCUCAACCUUAGGUCCCAAGGUUCCUGAUAAAAAUGCCAAUGCCGCAUAUAGCAUGUCAUUCAAGCACAACUUAUCCGAGCUCGAAAGGUCUCCAGGUCCAGCCAAAUACAGCGGUCCCAACAUGGAGUCCUACAAACAGAAACCACCCAAAUAUACCAUAUCCCCCCGCGUGUUUCCCCCAGCAGGCAAAGACAAAGGUCCUGGCCCCAUUUAUCUGCCAAAACUCCCCAAGAAGCCUGGGUAUUCCUUUGGUCUUAGAACUGAUACGGAUCCGUAUAUCACUGCAGAAGACGAGAUGCCUUGCGUUGAAAGGAAGAAGUAAUGCUAAAUUUGUAGUAACUGUAGCUAUAAGAGGAACACUUAAAUUUUUGUCAAAUAUAAUGCCACUGUAUAAUUUCAAAGGGGAAAUAAAGUAUGACUGCUCCAUUUCACAA